This is a messenger RNA of Procambarus clarkii (red swamp crayfish), 2769 nucleotides long. It is a transcript of the gene Nop56, whose product is annotated as Nop56 ribonucleoprotein. Lineage: Eukaryota; Metazoa; Arthropoda; Malacostraca; Decapoda; Cambaridae. The record is from RefSeq and is a predicted model, not a curated record. Gene Ontology annotation, cellular component: small-subunit processome; box C/D methylation guide snoRNP complex. Gene Ontology annotation, molecular function: snoRNA binding.
UGCUCAUUAGCCAAUCAGAGGAGCGUUGUGGAAGCCAGGCAUGUGUUUAUGGAGGGCAGCUUCCACAUGGUGACGGGAGAAGCCUCCGUGUCGUGAACUGAACCUUGGACCCUUCAUGCACACUGCAUGUACCACCUAGAAGAACUUUAGACGCUAAAAUGUUGUAUGUGCUAUUUGAGCACGCUUCAGGCUAUGGCCUGUUUAGCGUGAAGGAGUUUGAAGAAGUAGGAGCAUUCAUUCCUGAAGUAGAGGCAGCAGCCACUCAGGCCGCCAAGUUCCAACAGGUGGUCAAAUUGGUAGGCUUCAAGGCUUUUACCUCUGCUGCCUCUGCUCUGGAAAAUAUUAAUGCCAUAUCUGAGGGUCUCGUAACAGAAGAUCUUAGUGCCUUUUUGGAGACUAACUUGCCAAAAACAGGGAAGAAGAACCAGGUCCAGUUAGGAGUAUCGGAUGCUAAAUUAGGGGCUGCCAUUAAUGAGCAGUUAAAUGUCUCGGUCACACACAUUGGAGUUAUUCCUGAGAUUGUACGUGGUAUCCGGACACACUUGGACCAGUUUGUAAAAGGUCUGACUCCAGCUUCUAUGAAGCAAACAGAGCUGGGUUUAGGCCACUCAUACUCAAGAGGAAAAGUGAAAUUCAAUGUCAACAGAGUGGAUAACAUGAUUAUUCAAAGCAUUGCUUUGGUUGAUCAGCUUGAUAAAGACAUUAACACAUUCGCAAUGCGUAUCAAGGAAUGGUACUCCUAUCACUUCCCAGAACUUGCCAAAAUAGUUACUGACAAUUAUCAGUAUGGCUUGUGCGCUAACUUCAUCAAAGACCGCAAGCAUAUUUCAGAAGAUAAUUUGGAAGAAUUGGAGGAGAUUGUAAUGGAUUCUGCUAAGGCACAAGCCAUACUGGAUGCAUCUAGGAUGUCGAUGGGUAUGGACAUAUCUCCCAUUGAUUUGAUGAAUAUUGAACGGUUUGCCAAACGUGUCAUUGGACUAUCGGAAUAUCGUAAGCAGCUGGCAGAAUACCUGAAAAGUAAGAUGGCAUCAGUCGCACCUAAUUUGUCUAUUCUCAUUGGAGAGCGGGUAGGUGCCCGUCUCAUCUCUCAUGCCGGAUCCUUGACCAACUUAGCAAAGUAUCCCGCUUCAACUGUGCAGAUUCUUGGAGCUGAAAAGGCACUGUUUCGGGCCAUAAAGACGAGGAGCAAUACUCCAAAAUAUGGUUUAAUUUAUCACUCUACAUUUAUUGGACGUGCUGGGGCAGCCAACAAAGGAAGAAUCUCUCGUUACUUGGCAAAUAAAUGCUCCAUUGCUUCUAGAAUUGAUUGCUUUACAGAAAAUUUAACUACGGUAUUUGGAGAAAAACUUCGGGACCAGGUAGAAGAGAGGCUCAAAUUUUAUGAAACUGGAGAUUUACCACGGAAGAAUGUUGAAGUGAUGAGUGAAGCACUGAUUGAACACAAAAAUAUUCUGGCACAAGAGAAGACCAAGUCAAGUAAACGUAAACGUGACAGCAUUGUUAAUGGUGAUGCUGUUGGAAAUGAAGUGACUGAGGAAGUACCAAAGAAAAAGAAGAAGAAUAAAAAACAAGUUGUAGAGGAGGCAGAUGCUGUCGCUGCCCCUGAAGAGGAGACUGUAGCAGAGCCUGCAGAAAAUGGACCUGUUGAGAAGAAGAAGAAAAAGAAGAAGAGAAAGUCGGGAAACAUUGAAGUAGAGGAGCCAGAGGUGAAUGGUGGUGAAGAAUUAGUGGAAGAGAUGCCAGCUGUAGAAGUUCCAAAAAAGAAGAAAAAGAAGAAGGAUGUAAGCUUAGAAGGGCAGGCUCUAGAUAUGCAUGAGGAAGCUGAACAAGUUAUAGAAAACCCAACUGAAGAAGUUGGAAAGAAAAAGAAAAAGAAGAAGAAGCCGAAACAAGAAUAAAGGGACUGUUGGAUGGUGUAUUCAUACAUUUUGGCAGCAUUUGUUUUAAUUUGCCUUGUACAUGAAACUGUUUAUAGGUACAGUAUCUUAUUACAGUAAUGUGUACUGUAUGUAUACAGUGUUUGUUGGGUCUUUUAGGCAGAACUUGCUAGCUAGGCCUCACAUAGUUUUGCCAAUUAGACAUAAAUUAUAUUAAUUUUUUACUAUUAUUGUAAAAAAAAAAUUAAUAUGCAGAUAAUGCAAAUCAUAGAUAGUAACUUUUAAGUUAACCCAAUCAUUAUGUAAAUUUUGACAAGGUUGACUUUGGUUAAGAAAUCUGUUACAAUUUUUGUCUAAUUUGUUCAGCAUUAUAUUGUACAAUAUAUCAUGGUUAAAGUAACUGCUAUGGUUAAAAAUACAAGAUGUAAGGGAAAUGUCAGCAAUCUGCAUAAAAAGAAGAAACAUUAAAUAUGCAAUAUAGUAUUGGGGGGAGGGUGCAAUUAUUCCUUAUACAGUAAUGCAUAACUUAAGAUGUUUAAUUUAGUGCCUCCUUUUGAUAACUUAAGAUAUUUUAUGUCAAAUUUUAUUGACGUAAUCACACAAAUCUUGUCAAUAUACUGAACGAGCCUUGCCAAAUCUGACAUAUCUGCCCAACACGGGCGGCGUAUAUACAUGGUAUGUAUAUAUUAUUUAUGUGGUAUAUUAUUAAUAAUUAGAAAUUUGCUUCUAAAUACUUAUACAAAAUUUUAUUUAAAUAUGAAUAAUUAAAAUAGCACUUGUGAAUAUAUUGACACUGUUGAUGUGUAUGCGAGUCUUGGUCAGUGAAUGAAUCUUGUGCUUUUACUUAUAAACUGUGUAUAUAAUGUUCAACAUUAAAUCAUUGGUUACAUGA